UGAUAUAGAAUGGAGACAUACAUGCUUUUAUUUUGAACAUCACAUGGGUAUAGCUACCCCGGCUGCACUUACAGCCUGUACUGACUGUAGGCUACACGAACUGAAUAGAAGGGGAGUUCUUGUGGACUGUGACAGGCACCAUCAGCCAACCAGCCUGUCUGUAGAGUAGGCAACUGUAUAAUGAAAGCUGGCCACAGCAGCUGAAUCUCACUGAGGCAGAGGAGCAGCCGAGCCCAGUCUCAGACCUCAUCACCAGCGGACACCAUGUCGCCACUGGGGAAAAAACUUGUGCAUUUGGAUCUGAAAGGCGCACCCCCCAAAUUUGACUAUUUGCUCAAGCUCAUUCACUUAUUUGCUGACCUGGGUGCGAAUGGGUUGCUAAUUGAAUAUGAGGACAUGUUUCCCUACGAGGGAGAUCUGGAGAGCAUCCGAGCUUCGGCACACCCACCUUACAGCCGAGAAGAGAUCGCUAUCUUGCAGGACACUGCCAAAUCCAGAAACCUGGAAGUCAUUCCGCUGGUCCAAACAUUUGGACACAUGGAGUUUGUUUUGAAGCAUGGCGCGUUCCGUGAGCUGCGCGAGGUCGGCCACUGUCUCGGCACGCUGAACCCGCACAAGGAACGCGCGGUGCAGCUGGUGCUGGAGAUGCUGCGACAGGUGAUGGAGCUCCACCCCGGCAGCAGCAGCCUACACCUGGGAGCGGACGAGGUUUACCUGCUGGGCCAGGGAGAGGAGUCGCGGCAGUGGCUGACCUCUCCUAACCGCAGCGUGCACCAGCUCUUCCUGGGUCACGUGACCAGGGUGGCCAAGGCGGUGCGGGAUCGACACCCGGACCUCAGUCUGAUCAUGUGGGACGACAUGCUCCGAGGAAUGAGCCUGGAGACGCUGAAAGAGAGCGGUCUUGUGGGACUUGUCCAGCCGAUGAUUUGGGAUUACAGUCCUGUUUUGGAUGUGGAAAACACAGUGCUGUUGAUGGACAAGUACAGUUCGUCUGGCCUCUCUCAGCUGUGGACAGCCAGCUCCUUCAAAGGCUCCACGUGUGUCCACACCUGCGUCCCCUCCACGCAGAGACAUGUGGACAACCACCUGCAGUGGCUGAAGGUGGCGUCCAGCCGGCCAGCUGCGGUGACACUGCAGGGCAUCGCCCUCACUGGCUGGCAGAGGUACGACCACCUAUCAGUGCUUUGUGAGCUGCUGCCAGUGGCCCUCCCCUCUCUGGCAUCCUGUCUUCAGACACUCAUUUAUGGAAGCUUCUCAGCAGAAGCUCAGACCAGAGUGACAGAGAUUCUUGGAACCCCCACAGAAGUGGAGGACAUUAGCAGUUUGUCACCUGAAAAUUCUACAUCUUUUCCUGGCCAAAAGCUUGCUGCCUCAAUGGUGGAAUUGACAUCACUACUGCAGUCGGAGGAUCUACGCCUCUUUGAAAGCAACAUGUAUGUAAGGGGCUGGUUUACUCCAUACCACAGACGACGGAAAAUUGCACAUCCACUUAUUGCACAGCAAAUACAGAUUCAAGUGAUGGCGCUUCUCCAGGCCGUGGAGCCUAGAGCGGAGGAGGUGAGGCAGGAGAUGGGCCUGCUGUACCCCCAGGCCACGGUGGAGGAGUGGGCCGAGCAGCACGUCAGCGCAGUGCUGGCUCCUCUCCACAGCUUACUGAAGGACCUGCAGCUGGCUAUGGAGGACAUGGGGCUACACGCACCUGUGCCACCCAGUGGCUGGUAGAGAUGGAAGGAGACAUAUGAAACCAGGGGACUGUUGCCUGUGUUACUACUGUCACUGUUACUGGAUUUAACUCGCGGUUUAAGACCAGGGAAAAUACACUUGUGCAACCUUUAAGACUGGCUGCAUCUAUGUGCAUUUACCUAAAACUGUGUUGACAAUUCUGUUUAUUCUUUUGACCUGUUAGUUCUUAAUGGGUGAAAUAAGUGGGGCCACUAGGUGGUGCCAUUGUUGCCCUGGAAGUCUGAGGUUGAACUGGACCAGCUGCACUUUCUCGUUUAUGGCCAUAAAAUUCUCACAGCUGGCUUGAUGUAUGUAAUACAUUGUAUUUUAUUGCUCAAGAUGUAUUAAAACUGGUACAAUGUGUUGUGUUUAGAGUAAGUAAAAUCAAAUCUCUGGGUGCACCUCACAGGAAUAUAAACUAAACCAUAACAUAUUACUUAAUGUCUUUCUGUCUUUCUUGUUAUUUUAUCAAAUUUGUAACAAUGUGUACAAAAUAAAUUCCAAAUAA
Messenger RNA from Engraulis encrasicolus (European anchovy), 2230 nucleotides. RefSeq names its product hexosaminidase d (gene hexd). The coding region runs from base 265 to 1722 and encodes 485 amino acids. NCBI's taxonomy places the organism in Eukaryota, Metazoa, Chordata, Actinopteri, Clupeiformes, Engraulidae. Gene Ontology annotation, biological process: carbohydrate metabolic process. The record is from RefSeq and is a predicted model, not a curated record. Gene Ontology annotation, molecular function: hexosaminidase activity. The transcript has 12 exons.